GUGAAUCUUAGCGUAAUGUCGUUCAUUUGACUCGGGAUAUUAUGCUAAGAUAAACGUGAGCUCCAGAGUCACCUUCGCCACGUCUAUAACUUUCCGACCGGUUUCUUCUUGUUUUUUUUUUCUUUCGGGUGACUUUUGUUUUUUUUGAUUUCAUGUUUUAUUUUUUCCCCCCCACACACACACAUACGCACACAAGAGUUUUGGAACGCUGUUAUUCCCGCCCAAGCAGCUACUCGACUGUUGCCAUAACGACGCGUCGAGUUUGAUAGUCACAAACUAUUCCACCCGCCAUGGAAGACCCGACAACAACCACAAAUCAGCUGCAAGUGAUUGUUUACACAAGUUCUCUGCCGAGAAAGUGUCAAUUCGUCUGCAAGGAUGCCUCGGAUCACGCCGAACUCACGGCCGAAUUUCCGCCCGUUACCGUCGCCGAACUCUUCUCCUAUCCCAUCCGCCGGCGCACUCGUGGUGUCCAGGCAGCUGGAGGAUCCAGGACCGGAAGUUCGCAGACCAUGUUGAAUUACCCGAGGCAUGCCACAAGUCAAUAUGAAGCGAGGCAGUUUAACCACCAAGAAAUCGAUCACCACUUAAAUUCCAUUGGCUUCCAAACAUUCCUCAGCAAAGCUUCGUUGCGAGUUGAGCGAGUCCUGGUCGAGAAUUGUCUUUUCAAUCCGUUCAUCGACCACGUCAACCGAUUGAUUUGUUCGGACGAUAGUCUCGAUCCGGCCAGAGCAAAUGACAGCCCUCGCAAACCGGUUAUGAAACAUUGCGCUGGUCCGGCUCCCAGACGGUUGAUGCACCAAAGUGAUUUAUGCGAAGGCAAAUUCGUUUCUUCUCUUCACUGCCAUCCGACUUUCCCUGGGGUCAUUGCGGCCGGAUACGCCUCGAAAAUCCAGAUGGAACAGAGACAAUUAUAUCGGGAUUCCAGCCGCAACAACGGACGCCAUUACGCCAUUAUCUGGAAAACUACUCAACUGCUGGAACCGACAAUCAUUUUGGAAGCUCCUGAUGACAUCUUGUGCAUCCGAUUCAACCACCACCACCCGUACGUAUUGGCAGCAUCCUGCCAUUCGGGCAUGAUCGUCGUUUGGGAUGUGUCCGGUUACGUGGCACUCAUGAAAGGUCCGAAAAACAAAUGGCAGCAGGUUCGUGCCAAAGAAAUCACUCCGGUUGUCAUUCCGGUAGCCGCAACUUUAGAAAACUAUCCGUGCACCAGCAAACGUAUAGAAUGGACUCCUAACUCGGUCGAGUUUUCAGCUAAAGGACCAACAGGAGUCACUGCCAACAAAAAUCUGUGGCAACUCUACAGUUGUUAUGACGGAUUCAUGACGGUUUGGGACAUUCGCUUGAUGGAAGAAAGUUUCAAACCCACCUCCCUUCCGGUUCCUCGCUUGCCCAGUCGCGUCAGACCUGCUUUCAAAAUAUUUCCGGUGGUCAAAGAUAAGCGACGUGACGUGGCCAUCACGUGCUUCGCCAUGAUAGAUCACUCGGAAAAGAAGGGCCACACGCGACUUUCUGAAUUGGUAUCCUACCCACCAAUCUGCAUCGCUGGAACGGACGAAGGAGAAAUCUUUAUCAUCGACUGGAGAAACUAUUCGGAUAUGGAACGCGGUGCAGCUUGCACGGCAAAUUUGUGCAUCGCUUUCCAUGACGGCGCUGUGGUGGACAUUAUUCCGGCUCCUCAUAUUUCCAAUACAGUUUUAUCAAUCGGCGGUCGGAUUUGGGCCCUCUGGAAGUCCGUUGAACUGGAGGGCCCUGUAUUAGAACUGGCUCCGAGACCGGUUACGAUCCAAUCGGCUGCUUGGUCACCCUGGCAAACGUCGAUAGUAGCCAUAGGAUUAGCAGAUGGCCUGGUGGAAAUUUGGGAUAUCAUCCUUUCUACAUCGAGACCACAGCGACAAAUGCGCAUUUCUAAAUCGGCCAUUACGUCCAUCGGCUUCGGUCGGGAUGACGAAGGAACUUAUAUCGCCAUAACGGACGCAGACGGAACGGGCAAAAUUACCUUGCUGCCUUUUUUCACCAAAAGUCUGUGUCCAGGAGUCAGAGAGCUCACAAGAGUCGAGAAAUUCAUGGAUAGUGAAGUACAUCACCGUUUGUCCAUGGCCCAAAUGUUGCAACCCGCCCCAGUUGCCCCACAGCUCCACCUGCCUGAAUCCCCAUUAAUCUACAGCAAUCGCGAGGCGUACAUGGAAGAUUUCAAGAUUCUCGAGAAAAAGAUUCUCAAAGAUGUCGGUGAUGUUUGAACGAGAACGUGAAAAAUAAACGAUACGAGAACGUUA
Daphnia pulicaria is the source of this 2279-nucleotide messenger RNA. Its product is annotated as dynein axonemal intermediate chain 3-like. Gene Ontology annotation, cellular component: inner dynein arm. The transcript has 14 exons. The record is from RefSeq and is a predicted model, not a curated record. Lineage: Eukaryota; Metazoa; Arthropoda; Branchiopoda; Diplostraca; Daphniidae. Gene Ontology annotation, molecular function: dynein heavy chain binding; dynein light chain binding. Bases 291 to 2243 code for a protein of 650 amino acids. Gene Ontology annotation, biological process: cilium movement involved in cell motility; inner dynein arm assembly.